UCCGCUUCUCGGCGGCCGCUUCCGGGCCCCCCGUUCCUUGGUAACAAUGGAGCAGAAAAUGGCCGCCUGAGCGGGGAGGGAGGCGGCGCUGCGGCUGUUUGGGGACAGACGGAGCGGGGCGAUCCAGGGCCGAGCCCGCGGAGCAGCGGGGAGAGCAGCGGACCGAGAGCUGGGGCAGGCGGCGGCAGACGGCGGCGCCGGGCGGUACUCUUCCACUCAUCAAGAUGGAAAGCUCAGACUCUAGUGACAAAGGAAACAUUGAUCAAUCAGAAGCACAACGUCAGAGUCAGCUAGAUAGGUUAGAUCGAGAGGAAGCUUUCUACCAGUUUGUAAACAACUUGAGUGAAGAGGACUACAGGCUUAUGAGAGAUAACAAUUUGCUAGGAACACCAGGUGAAAUUACUGAAGAAGAGUUGCUGAGAAGGCUACACCAAGUUAAAGAAGGUCCACCACAGCAAAACAAUGAUGAGAAUAGAGGUGCAGAGUCUGCAGAAGAUGUUUCAAAUGGAGAUUCUAUAAUAGACUGGCUUAAUUCAGUCCGACAAACUGGGAAUACGACACGAAGUGGGCAACGAGGAAACCAGUCUUGGAGAGCAGUGAGCCGGACUAACCCAAAUAGUGGUGACUUCAGAUUCAGUUUGGAAAUAAAUGUCAACCGUAACAAUGGGAACACAAAUCCAGAAACUGAGAACGAGCCACCUGUAGAACCUUCCAGCGGGGAGGAUUUGGAACACAGCCAAAGUGACUCUGAAAUUCCAAGGUCUGAAUCGCCAUCCAUAAGGCAGCCUGGGUCAGAAAGGAGCACUUCGGAGGAGCUAACAACUGAGGAAGCUUCCCCUCCUAGAGGGCAGAGGAGAGCGAGGAGCAGGAGUCCAGAACAGCGGAGGACGCGGGCUAGGACUGAUAGAAGUAGGUCACCUAUUAAUCCAGUGAGCGAGGCUCCUCGCAGGUCUCAUCACAAUACAUCAUCUCAAACACUUGACCACUCCUCGGUGAACGAAGCUGAGGGAAGCUCUAGAACUAGGCAGCACGUGACUUUAAGGCAGCACGCCGUGGGGACUGAGGCACCAAGCGAGAACGUGGUUCUGUUUUCAACCCCGGAAACAAGACCUGUUCCUCAAGCAGCAGGUUCUUCAGAAACCAACAGCACCAGUGAGUCUGCACCUCCUGGGCAGAGGCCUCCUACCAUAGUCCUUGAUCUUCAGGUGAGAAGAGUUCGUCCAGGAGAGUACCGGCAGAGGGACAGCAUAGCCAACAGAACUCGGUCCAGGUCUCAGACCCCCAACAACACCGUCACUUAUGAGAGCGAGCGGGGAGGGUUCAGGCGCACGUUUUCACGCUCAGAGCGGGCUGGAGUGAGAACUUAUGUCAGCACCAUUAGGAUUCCCAUCCGUAGGAUCUUGAACACAGGCUUGAGUGAGACCACAUCAGUUGCUAUUCAGACAAUGCUCAGGCAGAUAAUGACAGGCUUUGGAGAGCUGAGUUACUUCAUGUAUAGUGAUAGUGAUGCAGAUCCUAGUGGCCCAACUCCGAAUCAGAACGUGGAUGCUGCUGAGCCCCAGAAUGGAGGUGGUGGUACUUCAAACAAUGAAGGUACAGAUGUUAGCUCAGGGGAGGUGUAUGAAGGUGUUAAUGAAGGUGGUUCGACAUCUGGUGCCAGACGGGAAGGUCGGAAUACGAGGGGAUCGGUCACGUUUGAAGAAAGCGGUUCUCUACCAUUCCUUAGCCUAGCACAGUUUUUCCUACUAAACGAAGAUGACGAUGACCAACCAAGAGGACUCACCAAAGAACAAAUUGACAACCUAGCCAUGAGGAAUUUUGGUGAGAGCGAUGCUCUGAAAACCUGUAGUGUGUGUAUUACAGAGUACACGGAAGGCAACAAGCUCCGUAAAUUGCCUUGUUCCCACGAGUAUCACGUCCACUGCAUCGACCGCUGGUUAUCAGAAAAUUCCACUUGUCCCAUUUGUCGCAGAGCAGUCUUAGCUUCUGGUAACAGGGAGAGUGUUGUCUAAAUGAGAUCUGAAUUUAUGGCCAAGCAGCUGGUGUGAUAGUGAUGGGCAAAGAAGUCACUUCCUUUAUGGCCACUUUUUGAGUGGUACCUCAAUGUAUAGUAAUGACUCGGAGUGAAUCUUCCCUCAUGAAAGCAUUUUCUCUGAAUUCAAGCUUUUAAAAUUGGAACGUUUCUUUAAUUAGGGUUUUCAAGAUUGAGUCAGUUUGGGUGUUAAAUUUCACUUGUCCAAAGACAUCUACCCACUUCAAAUUAUUAAUUUUUUUUGGUGAAGAUUAUUAAGUUCUUAACCCCACACAGACCCUGCCAUCCCAGUCCAAUAAACAUUUUGUCCUCAAGAUUGUGCUUACGAGGAGUUCUCUGAGAAGUCAUCCCAGCUAAAUGUUUGUGAGUCACAGGAAUUUUUGCAAGAGAUCCAGCUCUCUGAAAAAACUAUACGAACUUAAUUGCACACUUGAACAUACUUUUAAUUUUCGUCCUGGGUUAAUAUUGGAUGUGUUGGUGUAAAUAACACUAAUGUUAGCCCUUUCCCCAUCACUAUGGCACGCUGUAGGAUGAGCUGUUAGCUUAAUUGGGAUAUUUAUCUUGUUGUGGAAAUAUAAAAAUUGCCUAUGCUUGUUUAAAUAAAUAAAAAAAACCCCAACAAUCUGUUUUAAAAUUGUAAAGCUUUUUUGUAGAAGCUCAGUACUUUUCCAAUGCACUGUUGUACUAACGCAUUAAGAAUUAAAAUUGUACCAUGCUUAGAAAUCAAGGAGGCUUUUCAUACAAAACCCACCACAUGGAGAGCAAAGUAAAGACAAGAGAGCUGCUUUUGUAACUGUGUACCUGUCAAGAGCAGUGCAUAUCUGUACUAUUUAUGUGAACAGCUACUGUAAUAUAAAAACAGUUGAAUUAGACAUCUUAAUUGCAUUAAAAAAAUGGAUAUGAAAUGUUCUAAUUGCUGUGUUUUGGCUCAGUAAUGCUACUAAAAAAGAUGAUUAAAAAUUAGAAGGGGUUCUAAGUGGCUGGUUGUUUCUCAGUAUGGUUCCUAAUAUCUGAUAAUACAAACCAGUAGGUACCAGUUCAUUCAGUGAGGUUUAUGCCUAAUUUUUCUCUUUUACUUUCAAUUUUGAGGCUACUCUGUGUAACUCUUCAGCAGACAAGGGUUGACAGGUUAUUUUCUUCCCCACCAGCUUCAGCUGUAUGAGUAACCUCUGAAUCUGUUGAGUGAAGAUGUUGAUACCAGUCUUGGUAGCCUGGCACUCAAGUGCCACAGAAAAAUAACUAUUAACUGGAAAACAGUAUUAGUGUGAGGUGAAAUUUGAGUAUUAUAAUCUAUUAUGGGAGUACACUUAAAUGUGUAACCAAUUCUAAGGAUAACAUUUUAAAACCCCAAUAAACUCCUUAUGCUCCUGUUGGACAGAUUAAAAUCAAUUGAACUGACUUUUAAAAUCAUGUGUGGCAGAUGGAGAAUUGGAGAAUGUACCUCAGCCCUUGUCAGUGUCAGGGGAAAACAUCCUUCACCCUCGGUGACCUGUUCUUUGUUUUAUGCUCUAAUGAUUGUUAUUUUUUCUAGUUCACAUGUGCAACAGGGAAAGCAAUAUUUAUUUCAACUCUAGGGCAGUAGUUGGGAAGGGAUAUGAACUGCUCUUGCUGGCUCUGUGGGAAACGUUUGUUCCUCAGAUGACAAAACCAAAGCUGACCUGUCUUUUUCCUAAUUAAACCAGAUUUUUUGUGUUUUAUAGUGGUGGUUGCAUAAACUAUAGUCUCAGCUCUAAGCCAUUUUAAUGUCUCAGCAGUUAGUUAAGGAUUCCACGAUGUCCUGAAAUCCCAGGUUUUUCCUAUGUGUGUGUUCUGUGGUGUUUGGUUCAGUGGGAAACCCUGAGGGGCUCUUGAGCUUGCUUUCCUCCCAGAGGGACACACCAUCGUGGCAGAGGGGACACAUGUGUUCUCUUUGAACAGAAGAAUGAAUAAGCUCAUGGUUUUGACUUUUCCCUCAGCCGUGCAUCGCUGUAGAUCUGCAGUUACCUGUUAAGUUCAGGUGCUGGACUCUAUGCCAAAAUUUCCUCAGCAAAAUAACACUUCUGAAUUUCUUCCAGGAGCAUGCACAUAGCAGAUACAUGCUACCAGCUGCUGUUUCCAGUAGCGUUACUGACUUACUGGGGUGUAGAAUUUGAAGGAAAACCCAAACCUCUCUGUGAAUACCAUGUUAGAUAUCAGAAGUCUGAUGUACAUCUCUGAGGACCACAAAGAAAGGAGCCCACUAGUGCUAAUGUGUGAAGCCCGGCUGUGAUAACAUGUGCUUCAACAUCACUUUCUUUUUAAUGCUCUGAGUUUCCAGUAACUCUUCAGGUUCAUAGAAUCAACUUUACAGUUUUGUUAUAGCUUAAUAGCAGCAUGCCUUAACAUUUUAUCUUUCUGUAACAAUAGCAACUAAUAAACUGUUGGCAGUUUCUCAAAUGGUACCAAGAACAAAUAAUUUUACCUCAGUUCAGGAGACCUUGAAUGUUCUCAGUGAUUUGUACACCUUUUCCAAGGCUGAGCUGGAGGUGCUGGAGGUUUGUUGCCUGACAUCUGGAGAAGCUGGCAGAAAUUAAAUUGCUGAUACAGCAAAGGCCUCUUUCUGUAGCUGAGUCAUCUGUCAGCCUCUGGUAAUUCAAUUUCUAUUCUUUUGAAGUUAGAUUGGAGUCGGGGAAAGCCAAUAUUAACACUUUGGUUGCUAACAAAGUAUGAAGGACUCUUAACAAGGUUGACAAUUAGCCUCAUGUGCAUAACCACAACAGGUUAUGAAUGGUUUUGGUGUUGAGCAUUUGUACUUCUUGCUGCCCUUAGUUUAUACUUUCUGGGUGUUACAGGGGGGAGUUCAGCUGCUGAACUCGGCUGUCUUGCCAUGGAAGGGGUUAAAAUGGCCGGUUUUGUCCUUGUCAGGGGUCUAAUGGUUCAGAAAUGGGCAGUUUGAAGGUGCAGAGCCGGCCUCGGUGCAUCUGCUGCCUGGGUCACAGUGCCACCGUGUGGGAGCCUCUCCCAGCCUUCCUGCAGCGCCAGGAGAAGGGCAUGGAGCAGCGUGCUUGCUUUUGCAGUAGAGGCCGUUGCUUUAUUUUCCUUUUGAAGGAGGUUCCCUGUUAGUGCCUCAGCAGUUAGCAGUGGUGGUUUCUGCCAAACUGCAAACCACCCAAACUCCUGCUGGGAGUAGCUGUUGUGUGAGCUGAGUUCCCUUCUGACGGGACAGACCUGGAUCUCCAGGACCUCCACACACAGCAAGGAGAGCAGUCACAAGGCCAAAUCCUGCAACACCCCCCCAGUAUUUUUUAUUUAUGAGUGUGCUUGAUGGUUUAUUGCAGGUUGUGAACUGAUACAGAUUUGUCAGGCCUUACUUUUUCUUUUUUUUUUUUUUUUUUUUAUUGGGGCUUAAUCUCUUAAAAGAGUGUGCCUGGAGUCUGUUAGAUUUCCCUUUCACGUGCACUUUUUUAUUUCUUUGAGCAAGCUGGGCUUUUUGCAGAGAACUUGUAGGCAGUUAAUUGAUUUGUUUCAAAAAUGAUUUGAUUAGUGUAGGUACUGCAUGCAUAGAAAUGGCUCAUUAGAAGUUUAAAGAGGCUUUGUGCUGAUGUGCAGGCACAGCAGUAGCACUGACAUGAUACGGACCCGUUUGGAAGGAGCCAUAAUUGUCCAUUGUGUCAACUUGCAAACGAAUGGAUUUCCCACCAGAGUUGGCACAAUGGGCCGCAGUAACUGUCAGUCUGGUUUCCUGUCACUCGUCUGGAUUAUGCAAAUGCAGAGAGGCCAGAGAACUGUCUCUCUGGUGUAUCUGCAGCCCGUGUUUAUCUUGAAUGGUUGCCUACACAAAGAGGAGGUUCCCAGUGGUCUCAUAAUAAUGAAGGUCUGACGUGAAGAUGAGACAAGAAAUAUAGUGAGGGCUGAGCGGUGGCUUUUGCUCCCAGCAGAGCGACGAGGGUGGUGUUGAAAUCUCCCAACGUGCUCCUCACCAUCACAGGGCAGUACAAAGCUUCCUCCUUCCCUGUACCUUGGGAUCCAUGUUGUUAACGUGUCCGUUUGUGUCGCUGCCCGACGCCUCCCGCUUCCCCACCGCUCCUGGCGCGGGGCUGGAGGCAGGGCCUGUAAGCAGAGGUACAGCCAUCCUUCCCAAAAUGUCUGCCUGCUCCUCUGCCUUCUCCCAGGAGGAGGUGCUCUGGAUGAGGGUUGGCUUGAAGCCACCUUAAGGGAAUUUAGAACAAAUUCAGGAAUAUUUCCAGCCCUCCAGUACACUGGGCUUUUUGUUUGCUUAUCCUUGACUGGGGAGGGAGGAAGGAGGGGGGGAGAAACAGAAGCAACGGUGACUUACCCAAAGUACCUAUGAGGUGUCUUGUGUUAAAAAAGAAGUUUGCAUCUGUUCUACCAGGGCUUCCCAACCUCUUCUUGAUGCUCUUCUUCCUUCUUCUGGGGAAACAUACCAUCAAGUUUGGUUUGGUUAUUUUUUCUAGUUUGGUUCCCUUAAGCUAAAAUACCUGAGGUCCCUUCCUGAAUUUCACUGUCUGCUAGUAAGGCCAUGGCUUGGGAAGCCCUGAAUUCAACCGAGAAUGUAACAGUUUUCUUUUGGUUUGGGGGUUUGGUUUUUGUUUGUUUUGUUUUGGGUUGGUUUUGGUUUUGUUUAUUUUUGUACAGUGCUUUACAUCUGUUUAUACUGGACUUGUUUAAUACAAAAUGGUACUCUGAGGUCAUGGGACAACAGUUUGACCAGAUUUGAUAGCUACCAAUUAGGAGGAGUUUGUUCCCUAUGUAAGAUGUCAUAAUGCAAAUUUAAAUAGACUCAAUAAAAUGCAUUAAGUGUUC
Molecule: messenger RNA, 6814 nt
Organism: Apus apus (common swift)
Lineage: Eukaryota; Metazoa; Chordata; Aves; Apodiformes; Apodidae
Gene: RLIM
Product: ring finger protein, LIM domain interacting
Exons: 4
Coding region: 225-2012 (595 amino acids)
Biological process (GO): ubiquitin-dependent protein catabolic process; random inactivation of X chromosome; protein ubiquitination
Cellular component (GO): cytoplasm; nucleoplasm
Molecular function (GO): ubiquitin protein ligase activity
Source: RefSeq, a predicted model, not a curated record